AUGCGAAUCUGUGAUUACUUCUUCGUCUAUCUUACCCAGUUCUCUAUAUCAUGGAAUUUGGUACUCACCUAUUGUGUUAUGUACGAUGUUUGUCACAUGGAACGAUCAAGUCCGAUGAAUUGCCGUGCCGAUGGCAAUUUCACGGCUCGUCCUAUUCAAUCCCUCUCCGACGAUGCUGCUCAGAAACUCGAAUACAUCUGUCCUCACUUACUAGAAGGUAAUGAUGGAGUUUGUUGUUCGUCAGCUCAAGUGCUCGCUAUGAGCAAGCAGUUACGACAAGCUGGUAGUUUACUCGAACGGUGCCCAUCAUGUUAUGAUAAUUUCCAAAAAUUAUGGUGCGAAUUCACCUGCUCACAUCGACAACAUGCUUUUGUGGAGAUUUUGCAAGAGCUCGAAGUACCAGAAACGAAUAUAUCAUACGUUAAUAAAGUACGAUAUAAUGUUAGCAAGGAGUUUUCGGAUGCACUGUACAAUUCUUGUAAAGAUGUUUCCAUGACGGGGAGUGCUACAAAAGCGAUCCGAUUAAUGUGUGGUAGUUUGAAAAAGAAUGAAGAAUGUACCAUCGAUAACUGGUUAAAGUUCAUGGGAACUCAAAAUCAUCGAAUUGGCAUACCCCUUGGGAUCGAUUUUAAUAUCAUUGAUCCAACGAUAACCGAUCAAUAA
Molecule: messenger RNA, 663 nt
Organism: Cooperia oncophora
Lineage: Eukaryota; Metazoa; Nematoda; Chromadorea; Rhabditida; Trichostrongylidae
Source: the annotation of a GenBank genome assembly